Messenger RNA from Diaporthe citri, 1959 nucleotides. RefSeq lists its product as uncharacterized. Gene Ontology annotation, molecular function: transmembrane transporter activity. NCBI's taxonomy places the organism in Eukaryota, Fungi, Ascomycota, Sordariomycetes, Diaporthales, Diaporthaceae. Bases 1 to 1959 code for a protein of 652 amino acids. Gene Ontology annotation, biological process: transmembrane transport. The transcript is spliced from 8 exons. The record is from RefSeq and is a predicted model, not a curated record.
AUGAGUGGAAACACUGCGGACUCCAAAACGGAGUCAGCUCCGAGCGAAGAUGCGGCAAGGCCGGAGGCCAAGGAUGUCCCUCCGGACGCCGGAGCCGAACAGCGCGUGCCCGGCAUCGGCGCCCAGGAUGGCUCGAUAGACGAUCCCAACGAGGUACGAGGCGGCAAGCUGAUCAUGAUCAAUGCUUCUCUGUGUCUCUGUACCCUUCUCGUCGGCUUGGACUUCACUUUGAUCGCCACCGCGAUUCCGCGUAUUACGUCUGAGUUCAACUCUAUCCAAGAUGUAGGCUGGUAUGGAGCCGCCUUCCAGCUGGCACUAUGUGCGGCACAGCCUCUCGCAGGCAAGGCAUUUACUCUGUUCUCGAAGAAGCUCUCCUACCUGAUCUAUCUGGCCGUUUUCGAGAUCGGCAGCCUGGUCUGCGCACUGGCACCAUCGUCCCCGGCCCUAAUCGCGGGCCGGGCCGUUGCUGGCCUGGGAGCCUCGGCCACUUGGAGAUGGUGUUUCUAUAUCAACUUGCCAAUUGGAGCCUUCGCUGCUGGAGUAUUCUUCAUAUUUGUGCACAUCAAGACAACUAGCUCGGAGCGCGUUCCCCUCCUGAGUCGGGUCAAGGGCCUCGACCUCCUCGGUUUCUCCCUGUUUUCAGGCUUCAUGAUCAUGCUACUGUUGGCCCUGCAAUGGGGCGGCGUCGCAUAUGCCUGGAAUUCCGCAACCGUCAUUGGGCUUUUGGUAGGCUCCGUCGCGGUAUUGGGCCUGUUUAUUCCAUGGCAACUGCACAUGCAAGAUGACGCCCUCAUCCCUCCGAGACUCUUUAGGGCUCACCGGAACGUGGGAUUACUUUGCGCCACCUCCUUCUUCGUCAACGGGCCUUUCCAGGUCAUCAUCUACUGGUUACCCAUCUGGUUCCAGGCUGUGCGAGGGGAUACGCCCACGGAGAGUGGGGUGAAUUACCUCCCAACUGUCAUAUCUGACGCCGUCAUGGCCCUGCUGGGUACCGGUAUUGUGAUGAAGAUUGGGUGGUGGAACCCCUUCCUCCUAUUUGCAAACGCCCUGGCACAGGUCGGGAUGCAGACAUCACUGCCACAAGACCUUGUUCCGAUCGGAUCGUCGAAUUUGCUCAUGUUCGUGUCUACCAGCUGCUCAGUCUUUCUGGCACUGGGCCAGCUCAUCUUCCAGAAGAGACUGGAGACGAACCUGUCCGCUGUAGUCACAUCAGAUCUUGUGCAAAAGGUCAUAUCAGCAGGCGCCACCAAUUUCAGAGCAAUGGUUCCUGAUGCGGACCUGACUGCGGUAGUGAAAGCCUACGGAAAGGCUUGCACACAAGUCUUUGUUGUCAUCGUGCUUGAAGAAUUGCAGGUCCCCUACGAGAUCAAAUCCUUCAAGUUUGAGGAAAUCAAGAAGAAGCCGUUCAUAGACAUCAACCCAAACGGCCGCGUUCCCGCCAUCGAGGAUCCAAACACAGACAUCACGUUGUGGGAGUCCGGCGCGAUCAUCACAUAUCUGAUCGAGCAGUACGACAAAAACCACGUCCUAAGCUACGACACGCUGAAGGAGAAGCACCAGUGCAACCAAUGGCUGCACUUCCAAAUGAGCGGCCAGGGCCCCUACUUCGGCCAGGCGGGCUGGUUCAACGUCCUGCACGCCGAGAAGCUCCCCUCGGCCAUCGAGCGCUACCAGGCCGAGGUGCGCCGCAUCCAGGGCGUCCUCGACGGCCAGCUCAAGGACCGCCAGUGGCUCGUCGGCGACAGGAUGACGUACGCGGACAUGGCCUUCGCGCCGUGGAACGACCGCACCGACGCGCUGCUGGAGUGCGCCGCGGCCGACAAGUUCGCAGGGUUCCCGUACCUGCAGGCCUGGCACGAGCGGGUGACGGCCCGGCCCUCGUGGAAGAAGGCCAUGGAGACGCGCGCGGUGCUGAUGGACGAGCAGGGCUUGAUUGGCAUGGGAUGCCUAAGGGUAUGA